Thrips palmi is the source of this 1034-nucleotide messenger RNA. RefSeq lists its product as uncharacterized. NCBI's taxonomy places the organism in Eukaryota, Metazoa, Arthropoda, Insecta, Thysanoptera, Thripidae. The transcript has 6 exons. The annotation marks the transcript as partial. The record is from RefSeq and is a predicted model, not a curated record.
CUGCUCGGCGUGCUCCGCAGCGUGGCCAAGGCGCGCGCCCGCGUCGCGUGCGUCGUGCUGCUGGCGGCGGCCGCGUGCGUGCUGUACGGCUGGCUGUGGUGGUGGCCCGGCCACCGCAACCGCCAGUGCCUGUGGGAAGUGCCGGACUCGCUGACGCUGCUCACGCGCCCGCCCGUGGACUGCACCAUCUGCAGAGACGUCUCCCAGGUGGACCACGUCAAGGCCAUCACCCCGCAGGAGUUCGAGGACAGGUACGCCUACACGGCCAGGCCCGUCGUCAUCCAGGACGCCAUGCUCAACUGGACGGCGCCGACCGCGUUCUCGUUCGACUACCUGAAGGGCAUCUACGAGGAGUCGCUGGCGGCGCCGGACUCGGUGCAGGACCGCUGCCAGUUCUUCCCCUACAGCACGGACUUCCGCAGCCUGCGCGAGGUCUUCCAGAUGGACGCGGACCGCGCCGCCAUGCGGCCCGGCGCCAAGCCCUGGUACAUCGGCUGGAGCAACUGCGACGAGAAGGUGGCCCGCCUGCUGCGCGCGCACUACGGCCGCCCCUACUUCCUGCCCAGCCUGUCCGAGAACAAGAACGUGGACUGGAUCUUCAUGGGCAGCAGCGGCUUCGGCGCGCAGAUGCACGUGGACAACGUGAGGCACCCUUCGUGGCAGGCCCAGCUGCGCGGCGCCAAGCUGUGGUCGCUGCAGCCGCCCCCGGAGUGCCUGUACGAGUGCCAGGCCUUUUCAGUGGUCGUGCAGCCGGGAGAGAUCAUUGUGCUGGACACGAACCAGUGGUACCACUCGACCAAGAUCGUCUCGGAAGACAUCAGCAUCACCAUAGGGGCGGAGUACGACUGAGUUUUGCCCAAGUAUUAGUUUAUUUAUUAGUUUUGUUAACUGGCCCGCCGGUUGGAAGUAGCGCACUACAUUUUGCUUCGAACUUGCACAGGCGUGUGUGUUUGACCCGCAGAAAAUAGAGUCUAGUUACUAUGGUUACGCGACUUGAAAUUACUAAAUAAAAGACACUGUUUGUUUUAUUCCAA